Messenger RNA from Vespa crabro (European hornet), 3053 nucleotides. Its product is annotated as forkhead box protein J1-A-like. Lineage: Eukaryota; Metazoa; Arthropoda; Insecta; Hymenoptera; Vespidae. The record is from RefSeq and is a predicted model, not a curated record. The coding region runs from base 716 to 1618 and encodes 300 amino acids. The transcript is spliced from 4 exons. Gene Ontology annotation, biological process: regulation of transcription by RNA polymerase II. Gene Ontology annotation, molecular function: DNA-binding transcription factor activity, RNA polymerase II-specific; RNA polymerase II cis-regulatory region sequence-specific DNA binding.
ACGGUAGUACAAGGGUAAGCUCCCUUGGACGAGUCCGUGUGUUUGGGGUGGUGAGUCCAUGAGAGGGAAAAAGAGGGUCGAGUCUAUACUCCCAGCGGUGCAUAUAUGGUCCACCUGCGAAAGGGAGCCCAGCACCUGUCGCCGCACGCGCACAGAACCGACCUGCUCGCCUUAUGCCCUGUCAGCUCUACCAACGGCGCUGCUACUGGCAGUGGGGGCUGAAGGUGCAGAGGGGGUUGCUUGCUUGAGCUCCCUCGACUACUAGAACUACCAGUCGAACUCGAGGGAUCAUGCGGACCAACGCAACGAAUUGUCUCUGUUUCUUCUUUCUUUUGUCUCUAGUAUCUCGUGAAUACAUUCAUCGAUCUUCUUCACUAUCAUUGACCUAUUCAAAUUCGUUUCAUCGAGAUCACUUUAUUAAAUCAAUUUUUUGUUUAAAAAUAAACUUUUCAAAAAUCAUAUGAUCGAUUCGAUUAAUUCGAAACAUAUCUUUUGUGAAGCUACGGAAACAUCCUCGAUAUCACCGAUAUACAAUUUGUCGUUUAAUAGUUUUAGUGCAAGGUUUUUCUCUUUGAUUUUUUGUAGUAUCUUUAUAAAAGAUCAUCAACGUUCAUACCUUCUGCGUGUUUGUUUUUUAUAGUGUAUCUCGACGAUCAGUGCGAGUUUUAAAGAAGAGAAGGCGCUUAUCGCGCAGUUCAUGCUUGGGUGAUGAGAGAUGGUGAGAAUGAGGAUAGAGUUGGCCGAGGUUGAGAUACCGAUGGAUGACGGUUCAUCCUCACCAUCGAAGAACAUGGAGGUUGAUGAGUACGGAGUAGAGGCAGAGCUGACGAGUCUUUCGUGGCUGCAAUCGUUAGAUAUCACGAGUGCGUCUGGUUUACCAACGCCACCAUGUUCGCCAUCUCCUCCACCGUUGGUACGAAAACCACCAAAGAAGAUGUCACCUUUGCUUAAGGCCGAAUUAGAUCUUGCAGAAAACGCCGAUAAAUAUCGGACAGAUCCAGACGCAAAACCGCCAUUCUCCUACGCUACGAUCAUAUGCCUCGCAAUGCGUGCGAAUAAUAAUAAGGUGUCCUUGUCGAACAUCUAUGCAUGGAUUCGCGAAAAUUUUUUGUACUACAAAUAUGCUGAUCCAGCUUGGCAGAACUCGAUUCGGCAUAAUUUAUCGUUAAACAAAUGUUUCGUCAAAUUGCCACGUUCGAAAGAUGAGCCGGGAAAGGGUGGCUUUUGGAAACUGGACUUGGAACGUAUGGAAGAGGGUAAAAGAACGAGACGACGUGCUUCGACAACUCAACGUAAUCGAGGAUCGAGGAGACAACACAACACCACAAAUUCAACGACGACGACGACAACGACGUCGACAUCGAUGACGUUGUCUUCUACCUCAAUAAGCAACCAUUCGUUGCAGAACAGUUGUGUACCACUUACCACUUGUCUUUCCGCCCUUUAUGAAACACCACCGAGCAGCGUUUCACCUCCGAUACCGGACACACUCUCGGAAGUACCUGAAUCAACGCAAGUUAAUCUCACCGAAGAUGAUCUCACGGGUCUAUUGAUCGCCACAGCAGGCUGGGAUGAGAAUCAGUUGGAUCUCUUAGAUUCUCUUUUGGAUACUCUUUAAAUAUUUUUCUAUCGCUUGUUUCUCUUCAAAGAAUUAAGAAAUAAGUUGAUUAAAAAUCAUCCAUGAUAAGUUAUUCAUUUUUUGGAGAUUUUUGAAAUUUCUUCUAAUUGAUCUUUUUUAAAUUUUAUUUACUCGAGUAAACAGCAAUUGCUAUUCUUAUUCGUAAACGAUUUUAGUUCAUGUAUUAUUAGUAAUCGAUCGACUCAUAAAAAAACUUUAAUACCGUCUAUUAUAAAUAUAUCAAUGUCGUGUGAAAAAAAUCAAAUAAAUGUUGAACUUGUAUCGAAGCGAUGGGAGAACGAACCAAUGAUGAAUACUUCUGUAUUAUUUGAUAUUUUCUCACAUGUGAAGCAUAAAAUUAUAGAAUUAGAUUACGUUAAUUACAUAUGAAAAUGAUAAAAUAUUUUCGUUGCGUUCUGACAAUAUUGACAGGAGAAUUCGAUUUCUUUCAUUCUACUUUCAUAUUUAAUUCAACAAACGAACAAGGCGGCUGUAAAUAAUGAGAUAUUUAUCUAUUGUUCAAAACUCGAAAGUAGUAUUUCGAUUUUGAAUUAAUUCAACAACAGUUGGUGAAGUCACAAGUAUAGAAGGUGUCUCAUUUAAUUCGGUCAUUUAAUAAUUUUUCCGUAAAAAAAUAUAUUAACUUCUUCGUUGAAGAAGUUUGCAUAUUGCUCUUUUAAGAUAAAACAAGUAAAAAAAUUUUAGUUGAUGUAAUUAAGUGAGAUACGCCGUAUAUAUGAUCUUUGUUUCAAAUCAUCAACAUAUUACGAGAGCGAUUUGUAUUUUAUACGCUCGGAUAGAUAAGUUUAUUCGUUAUAUAAUUGCACUAUAAUCAUUAGUUAUAUUUAUUCUUAUAACGAACGAUAGUAAUUAAUAAUUAUGACUAAUACGUGUGAAAAUAAAGGGGUUAUACCUUUUUGUGACGCAGCGAUUCACGCAUCGUGCCUUCGGCUAAUUAGCGACUGCUCUUUUGUAAUCAUGGUUGAGCAACGUUUGCCUUUUUGUAAAACAAUAACACGACGAGACGAAAAAUUCGAGUUUCGGAUUGAUCGAAUAGCUCGAGAGAUAUCGUCUUUAUCUUCUUAAAUAUAAUACUGAAAAGAAAAAUAAAGUAAUAAUAAGAAUAAUUAUAAUAAUCUUUCAAUCGCGAAAUCGAUGUUGAAAGUAGUAUCAUUUGUGCAAAAUACAUUUCUAACGAUGGAUUCCGUAUAAAACUAUUAUUCGUGUUAGUAAAAAUGAUAGAGUGCAGCACCCUCCCUUUAAAUACGCGAUGCCAUAAUAUGGCAAUAAACAUUACGAAGAAAUCGAUUAUAUUACGCGAACGUGGAAAAAAUAUUUAUAUAAUUAUACUUUCAAUUUUACGCUAUCUCUUCCUUUUUACGUUUUACAUUUUAAUUCUGGAUGAUAAUUCUCGGAUCGAUUUUAAACGCGUUCG